CUUCUCUCUCCACGCUUUCGUCAUGUCUCCCACCUCACGCCCCCAUCCCAACAUCUCUAUCUAAAUACGCCAUGGCCAUUGACUAUCCUCUUCCCUCCCUCCCUCCAAAUUCCACGCUCUCGCUCUGCAAUCGAUCGACCGCCAUGUACUCUUAAGCUCGCCGGCGCCGCCGUCCCUCUCUGCCGCCGACCGGGCCCGUCUUGGUCUCGCCCCUCAUGGACGCCGCGAGGCUCGCCUUAUCCGACUCCAACGACAUCGCCAGCAACAGCAACGGCAGCAGCAUCUACUGCGCCCCGGCGACCGCCGCCGCCGCCGCCAAUUCCGACUCCCCCUCCCUCGUCCGCCUCUCCGACCACCUCGGGUCCGUCUUCUCCGCCGAGCGCGGCGGCGACUUCGACUUCUUCGCCGACGCCAAGAUCGCCCUCCGCGAUGGCCGCGAGGUGCCCGUCCACCGCUGCAUCCUCUGCGCGAGGAGCGCGUUCUUCCGGGGCGUGUUGACCCGAGGGGGGGCCACCAAGCUGGAGGUCAAGGAGCUGGGGAAGGACUACGAGAUCGGGCACGACUCGCUCGUGGCGGUCCUGGGGUACCUGUACAGCGGCAAGGUGAAGCCGCCGCCGCUGGCGGUGCGCGAGUGCGUGGACGAGGAGUGCCCGCACGCGGCGUGUCGGCCCGCCGUGGACUUCCUGGUUCAGGUGCUCUACGCGGCUUUCACGUUCGAGAUUUCUGAGCUGGUGGGUCUGUACCAGAAGGACCUGCUAGACAUUCUUGACAAGGUUUCCAUAGACGAUCUACUGGUAGUUCUAUCUGUUGCAAAUAUGUGCAAUAAUGCAUGUGAGGGUCUGUCAGCUCGUUGCAUUGAGCUUGUUGUUAAAUCGGAUGUUGAUGUUGUAACUCUAGACAGAGCUUUGCCCCAUUUUAUUGUUAAGCAGAUCGUGGAUGCCAGAAUGGAACUUGGCUUGAAGAGACCCGAAUGCGACAGCUUUCCUGACAAGCACGUGAAGAGAAUACACAGGGCUUUGGAUUCAGAUGAUGUCGAACUAGUCAGAAUGCUACUUAGGGAGGCACAUACUACUCUUGAUGAUGCAUGUGCGCUCCAUUAUGCCGUUGCUUACUGUGAUGCCAAGACUACCACCGAACUUCUUGAUCUUGGCAUUGCUGAUGUUAAUCAAAGAAAUUCCAGGGGCUAUACCGUUCUGCAUGUUGCAGCAUUGAGGAAAGAGCCCAAGAUUAUUGUGUCUCUAUUAGUAAAAGGAGCCCGGGCAUCUGACCUCACUUUGGAUGGUAGAAAAGCACUUAAGAUAUCUAAGAGGCUCACUAGGGCCGCGGAUUACUAUAAAUCAACUGAGGAAGGAAAAGCUUCUUCCAGGGAGCGACUGUGUGUGGAGAUAUUGGAGCAAGCUGAAAGAAGAGAUCCUUUACUAGGAGAAGCUGCUCUUUCUCUUGCUAUAGCAGGGGAUGAUCUGCGCAAGAAAUUGUUAUACCUGGAAAAUAGAGUUGCACUAGCUACACUACUCUUUCCAAUGGAAGCUAAGGUGGCAAUGGAUAUUGCUCAAGUAGACGGCACUUCUGAGUAUCCUUUGGUAAGCAUCGAGAAUUUGGCUCGUAAACAAGGGGCAAAUAUGGAUUUAAAUGAAGCUCCUUUCAAAAUCCAAGAGGAGAAUCUGAACAGGAUGAGAGCGCUCUCCAAAACAGUGGAACUUGGAAAGCGCUUCUUUCCUCGAUGCUCAGCUGUAAUCAAUAAGAUCAUCGAUACCGAUGACUUGUCAUGGCUGGCAACUGUUGGGAAUGACACUCCAGAGGAACGGCUUCGUAAGAGGCAAAGGCAUAUAGAAGUUGAAGAGGAGCUGACUGAAGCUUUCACUCAAGACAAAGAGGAGACUGAUAAGUCUAGUAUAUUGUCUUCUUCGUCAUCAACUUCGAUUAGUUUCCUGAAGCCUAAUGGUAAACUAACGACUAGUGACCAUUAGCGACACUGCGAGAUUUAAGAUGCCAAAAGACAUCUUUCUCAUUGUACAAUAUUCCAAUUCUUUCCUCCUGGCAUGGUUCCACAGUUUUCCCAUGUAAUGUAUCUUUAUAGCCAGUCGUUUCAAUAGACGCAGCAUAAUGUAAGUACUCAUCUACACAGCGAAUAGGUGAGGACUGAUAUACAUAUACGCAGAUGAUUGUCUUAGGAAUAAUUAUCAGAUCUUUUGGCUGGUUGAAA
This is a messenger RNA of Syzygium oleosum, 2203 nucleotides long. RefSeq names its product BTB/POZ domain and ankyrin repeat-containing protein NPR1. The coding region runs from base 216 to 1967 and encodes 583 amino acids. Gene Ontology annotation, molecular function: protein binding. Gene Ontology annotation, biological process: defense response to fungus; regulation of salicylic acid mediated signaling pathway; regulation of jasmonic acid mediated signaling pathway. The record is from RefSeq and is a predicted model, not a curated record. The transcript has 4 exons. Gene Ontology annotation, cellular component: cytoplasm; nucleus. Lineage: Eukaryota; Viridiplantae; Streptophyta; Magnoliopsida; Myrtales; Myrtaceae.